Molecule: messenger RNA, 2590 nt
Organism: Triticum dicoccoides
Lineage: Eukaryota; Viridiplantae; Streptophyta; Magnoliopsida; Poales; Poaceae
Product: G-type lectin S-receptor-like serine/threonine-protein kinase At2g19130
Exons: 2
Coding region: 624-2537 (637 amino acids)
Biological process (GO): protein phosphorylation
Molecular function (GO): protein kinase activity; ATP binding
Source: RefSeq, a predicted model, not a curated record
ACUGGGAAUGAAGCAAGCAAGCAAGCAUGCGUGCAUGCUGGGGUACAUACAUUAGUUUUUCUCAAACAUUUGUCUCCUGAAACCUGCUGCUUGAUAUAUGCUUGGAGAAAUUGCCCACCGCAAAGGCAGCGUCUGCACCGGAAGAGCGGGCUCGAGGUGAGUCAUUCUCCCUGCUAGAUGUAUGGGGUGAACUCAUGUCUUGGACAUUGUUUCUUUUUGUUGCUUAUUACAAUGGUUUUAGAGAUUAUCAAGUGCUUUUCCAGGGUCAGCAGUCUUCAGCCCAACAAUCAAUGCCGUCCGUGUCCCUUGGCUGUUUUUUUCAACCAAACGUCUCGCUCCACAGCAGCUAGCCAGCCAGCAAGCAAGUUUGGCUAACACCAACAUCCACAAGCAGAAGAAAAGGAACUUACCUUUGUCCUAGGGCGAGGGAGUCGAAACAUUUUCCAGGAUGAUUAGGACUUGUCAUGAAUGACUCAAUAAUUUCCACACACUUUUUGAGUUUAUUGAGUGUUUUUGGAGUUGCUUUUAUUCAGCCCAAACAUUUCUAAAUCACCACCCUCGACUCAACUUGCUUUUGGAGUUGGAACAUCCACAUAGAGUUUGCAGUAAUACUUCUCUACUUGAUGAUCAAGGUCAUGUCUUCAGGUUCUAAAUUUGCGUAUGCAACUGAUACUCUCCUUCCGGGCCAAUUUCUAAGUGGUAACCAGACCUUGCUUUCGAAAAAUGGUGCCUUCAAGUUGGGUUUCGACUGCCUGUUUCCUCCUUGUGGUUAUGAUUCUACGUUUGGCAUAUGGUAUAUUAAGUCAUCAGCUUGUCGCCCUCUUCUAGUUUGGUCGCCCUUAGGUGAUUCCACAAACUGUUACCCUGUGUACUCGAGCUUUGGCUUCACAACCUAUGGCAACUUAGAACUAGACUGUAUUCCAGUUAGCGGUGGAAUAAUUCCUGGAUGGUCAUCAUAUCCGUAUUCAUCAGAAGUUAUAAAUAGUACUACUACUUCUCUACUCACAGUGCUUCUUGACAAUGGAAAUCUCGUAAUAAGAGAUCCAGUGAAGAGUUCACUGGUGAUCUGGCAAAGCUUUGAUAAUCCAAUUGGUACACUGCUGCCUGGAGGAUGGCUGGGAUUUAAUAGAAACACGAGCAACAACAUCUUCCUUAUUCCCCAUGCUUCUGUUAUAUCCUGGGAUUACAACUAUGGUUUAGUUCUGGCUAUGAAUCCAAACCAAGGUGGAGGGUUUAUUGUCGAACAGAUUGAUGAAUAUGUUUCCAAUAAGGAAGAUUAUCAUGAAAUUUAUCACGGCACUUUCCCCAGCUGGAUGGGGAUACAUCAAGAUGGAGGCAAUUUUCUCCUGUUCAGCGAUGCACGUGUAUAUGUACAGCUGAAUAACGGCGGUACUAUGACUGCAGCUAAACUUGGGGAAUGUGGAUCUGUGUUGUGGUCUGCUCAUGCUCCACAUAUUCACAAGAUACAAAUUGUUAUUUCAACAGUGAUAGUUGUGUUAACCCUCGUCCUCACUGGUCUAGUUCUUUUGCGGAUAAUCCAGAAGAAGUCAUUUAUGGACAGACCGGUGAAUUCGAACAGCAGCCUCACGAUCUUCUCAAACGCCCAGAUAAAGAAAGCUACCGGAAAUUUCUCGGUAAAGCUUGGAGAAGGAGGUUUUGGCUGUGUUUUCAAGGGAACAUUGCAAGGUUCCUCUGUGGUGGCUGUCAAGAAGCUAAAAGAAUUUGGACAAGGGGAGAAGCAAUUCCGAGCGGAAGUGCAAACGAUUGGAAUGAUCCAACACAUCAAUGUUGUUCGUUUAUUUGGAUUUUGUGCCGAAGGAAGUAAAAGGCUGCUGGUGUACGAGUGCAUGGAGAAUGGAUCUUUGAGUUCUCAUCUGUUUUCGAAAAGCCCGGCAGCUUUGGGCUGGGAGGUCCGGUACCGGAUAGCACUUGGAACUGCAAGAGGCUUGGCUUACCUGCAUGAGGGAUGCACGGACUGUAUCAUACACUGUGACAUGAAGCCGGACAAUGUACUCCUUGACGCAGAUUUCUGUCCUAAGGUUGCAGACUUUGGUUUGGCCAAACUUCUUGGCCGGGAUUUUAGCAGGGCAUUGACAACGAUGCGUGGGACCAUCGGAUACCUUGCGCCGGAGUGGAUCUCAGGGCUACCGAUCACGCAUAAGGCUGAUGCCUACAGCUACGGAAUGAUGCUUCUUGAAAUCGUAUCGGGGCGAAGGAAUGCGGAGAAAAUCAAACAGGGGAGGUUUACUUACUUUCGCAUCUUUGCUGCAGUCAAGGUGAAUGAAGGAGAUGUUAUGUGCCUGCUGGAUAGCAGGUUGGAAGACGAUGUGGAUGUGGAUGUGGAGCAGCUGAUCAGGGCUUGCAGAACUGCAUGCUGGUGCAUUCAGGAUGCUGAAGAUCAUAGGCCAAUGAUGGGGCAAGUUGUUCAGAUGCUUGAAGGCGUUCUGGAUGUCCAAGUACCUCCCGUUCCAAGGUCGCUCCAGAAUUGGGUGGGCAUGGACGACUGCUCUCGCUCUACUGAUUUAUAUAGUCUCUGAAUUCUCCUGUUUCUAUAUGUCGAAAUGUAUGUCAAGAAUUAAGCUACUAUCAG